AUGAACAGUACUAUGACUUCGGAAAGUAGUAAGAAAGACAUCAAGAUAAUCAACCUGGAACCGAGGGCUUCUACGGAAGAAGGUUCCAUUGAGUUGCAUAAUAUGGCAAGCAACCUGCGCUCGAUUAUAUCUAAGACGGGUGCAGGUGAGGUUAAUUACAUUAAUGCAUCCAAAUCAGUAAAUGAUAAUCAACUGUUGGCAGAAAUUGGUUACAAACAAGAGUUAAAAAGGCAAUUCUCAACAUUACAAGUAUUCGGUAUUGCAUUCUCCAUUAUGGGCUUACUACCUUCUAUAGCAUCAGUAAUGGGAACAGGUAUCUCUGGCGGGUCUGUCUCCUUCGUUUGGGGUUGGUUUAUUGCAUCAUUUUUCAUAUUAUUAGUUGGUAUUUCAAUGGCAGAAAAUGCAAGUGCCAUACCAACAGCAGGUGGACUAUAUUAUUGGACAUAUUAUUAUGCGCCAAAAGGCUACAAAGAGGUUUUUUCUUUCAUUAUCGGUUGUUCGAAUUCAUUAGCAUUGGUUGCAGGUCUUUGUUCUAUUGAUUAUGGUUUGGCUGAAGAGAUUAUGGCGGCUGUAGUUGUCACCUAUGAUGGAGAUUUCAAUAUAACCGAUGGAAGAUUAUAUGCUGUAUUUCUCGCUUCCGUUAUUGUUAUGGCACUUUGUACAUCAAUGGCAUCAGGAGUUAUCGCACGCCUUCAAAAUAUUAGCAUCGUAUCGAAUCUUUUCAUUAUAGUUUUACUUUUCAUUGCAUUACCGGUUGGAACCAAACAUAAAAGAGGUACUUUUAAUGACGCUAGUUUCAUCUUUGGGGGAUUUGAGAAUUUUAGUGACUGGAAUGGAGGUUGGCAGUUCUGUUUGACAGGUUUUAUGCCUGCUGUUUGGACGAUUGGUUCAUUCGACUCUUGUGUUCAUCAAUCAGAGGAGGCAAAGGAUGCCAAGAAAUCAGUUCCAGUAGGUAUAAUAGGUUCUAUUUCUGCUUGCUGGAUUCUAGGUUGGCUCAUUAUUAUUUGUUUGAUGGCUUGCAUCGAUCCACAACUCGAGAAUGUUUUAGAUACCCAAUAUGGUUUCCCAAUGGCGCAACUGAUUUAUGAUUCAUUAGGAAAGAAAUGGACGAUUGCUUUCCUAUCCCUCAUGGCAUUUUGUCAAUUUUUGAUGGGAUGUUCUAUUUGUACUGCUAUAUCGAGACAAAUUUGGGCUUUUUCCCGUGAUGAUGGGUUACCUUUUUCCAAAUACAUUAAGCAAGUUCAUAAUUCGGUCCCAUUUUUUGCAAUUUUAGCUGCCUGUGUAAGUUCUUUGGUAUUGGGUUUGCUUUGUCUAAUUGAUGCUACAGCAGCAAAUGCUCUUUUCAGUUUGGCAGUGGCAGGUAAUUAUUUGGCCUGGUGUACGCCAACUCUUCUGAGACUAACUUCCGGAAGAGACAUAUUCAGACCAGGUCCGUUUUACUUGGGUAAGGUUUUAUCACCAAUUGUUUCGUGGAUUGGAGUACUGUAUGAAGUAUUUAUUAUUAUAAUGGAAAUGUUUCCAUCACAACAACAUGGAAUAAAUAAAACUAAUAUGAACUAUGCAUGUGUUAUUGGUCCUGGUAUUUGGUUUUUAGCCUGGAUAUAUUAUUUGCUUUAUAAGAAGAAGUAUUAUCAUGGACCAAAGACAAACCUAUCGGAUGAAGAGUACAGCGAUAUGGUGGGCAUUGACGUAAUUGAUGGCAUAUUGGAGCAGAAAGAGCCAUAG
This is a messenger RNA of Naumovozyma dairenensis CBS 421, 1725 nucleotides long. It is a transcript of the gene UGA4, whose product is annotated as Uga4p. Gene Ontology annotation, biological process: transmembrane transport. Lineage: Eukaryota; Fungi; Ascomycota; Saccharomycetes; Saccharomycetales; Saccharomycetaceae. The record is from RefSeq and is a predicted model, not a curated record. Gene Ontology annotation, molecular function: transmembrane transporter activity. Gene Ontology annotation, cellular component: membrane. Bases 1 to 1725 code for a protein of 574 amino acids. The transcript has a single exon.